Messenger RNA from Coregonus sp. 'balchen', 7008 nucleotides. NCBI's taxonomy places the organism in Eukaryota, Metazoa, Chordata, Actinopteri, Salmoniformes, Salmonidae. The record is from the annotation of a GenBank genome assembly.
CUAGGGGAACGGUCAUGAGCGUGACUUCCUGGAUGACAGACGUGUUUUCAUCAUGGACGUCUACAACCGAUACAUCUACCCUGGAGACGGAUACGCUAAGAGUAAGGCACCUCUAACCUAUGACCCCUAACCUAUGACCCCUAACCCCUGACCCCUAACCCCUGACCCCUAACCCCUGACCCCUAACCUAUGACCCCUAACCCUCUACAACCGAUACAUCUACCCUGGAGACGGAUACGCUAAGAGUAAGGCACCUCUAACCCCUGACCCCUAACCCCUGACCCCUAACCCCUGACCUCUAACCCUCUACAACCGAUACAUCUACCCUGGAGACGGAUACGCUAAGAGUAAGGCACCUCUAACCUAUGACCCCUAACCCCUAACCCCUGACCUAUGACCCCUAACCCCUGACCUCUAACCCCUGACCCCUAACCCCUGACCCCUAACCUAUGACCCCUAACCCUCUACAACCGAUACAUCUACCCUGGAGACGGAUACGCUAAGAGUAAGGCACCUCUAACCUAUGACCCCUAACCUAUGACCUCUAACCUAUGACCCCUGACCCCUGACCCCUAACCCCUGACCCCUGACCCCUGACCCCUGACCCCUAACCCCUGACCCCUAACCUCUGACCCCUAACCCCUGACCCCUAACCUCUGACCCCUAACCUAUGACCCCUAACCCCUGACCCCUAACCCCUGACCCCUAACCUAUGACCCCUAACCCCUGACCCCUAACCCCUGACCCCUAACCUAUGACCCCUAACCCCUAACCCUGACCCCUAACCUAUGACCCCUAACCCCUGACCUAUAACCUAUGACCCCUAACCUAUGACCCCUAACCCCUAACCUAUGACCCCUAACCCCUGACCCCUAACCCCUACCCCUUGACCCCUAACCCCUGACCCCUAACCCCUGACCCUAAACAUAUGACCCUAAACCCCUGACUAUAACCUAUUGACCCCAACCUAUGACCCCUAACCUAUGACCCCUAACCUAUGACCCCUGACCCCUAACCUAUGACCCCUAACCCUCUACAACCGAUACAUUUGUAUUUGUAUUUGGCAGCAGCUACUCUUCCUGGGGUCCAGCAAAAUUAAGGCAGUUCAUACAAUUUUAAAAACAUGUAAAAUACAUUCAUAACAGAUUUCACAACACACUGUGUGCCUUCAGGCCCCUACUCCACCACUACCACAUAUCUACAGUAUUGUGAUUCUACUGCUUGCAUCAGUUACCUGAUGUGGAAUAGAGUUCCAUGUAGUCAUGGCUCUAUGUAGUACUGUGCGCCUCCCAUAGUCUGUUCUGGACUUGGGGACUGUGAAGAGACCUCUGGUGGCAUGUCUUGUGGGGUAUGCAUGGGUGUCUGAGCUGUGUGCCAGUAGUUCAAACAGACAGCUCGGUGCAUUCAACAUGUCAAUACCUCUCACAAAUACAAGUAGUUAUGAAGUCAAUCUCUCCUCCACUUUGAGCCAGGAGAGAUCGACAUGAAUAUUAUUAAUAUUAGCUCUCUGUGUACAUCCAAGGGCCAGCCAUGCUGCCCUGUUCUGAGCCAAUUGUAAUUUUCCUAAGUCCUUUUUUGUGGCACCUGACCACACGACUGAACAGUAGUCCAGGUGCGACAAACCUAGAGCCUGUAGAACCUGCCUUGUUGAUAGUGCUGUUAAGAAGGUAGAGCAGCGCUUUAUUAUGGACAGACUUCUCCCCAUCUUAGCUACUGUUGUAUCAGUAUGUUUUGACCAUGACAGUUUACAAUCCAGGGUUACUCCAAGCAGUUUAGUCACCUCAACUUGCUGAAUUUCCACAUUAUUUAUUACAAGAUAUAGUUGAGGUUUAGGGUUUAGUGAAUGAUUUGUCCCAAAUACAAUGCUUUUAGUUUUAGAAAUAUUUAGGACUAAUUUAUUCCUUGCCACCCAUUCUGAAAGUAACUGUAACUCUUUGUUAAGUGUUGCAGUAAUUUCAGUCACUGUAGUAGCUGACGUGUAUAGUGUUGAGUCAUCCUCAUACAUAGACACACUGGCUUUACUCAAAGCCAGUGGCAUGUCAUUAGUAGAGGUUGAAAAGAGUAAGGGGCCUAGACAGCUGCCCUGGGGAAUUCCUGAUUCUACCUGGAUUAAGUUGGAGAGGCUUCCAUUAAAGAACACCCUCUGUGUUCUGUUAGACAGGUAACUCUUUAUCCACAAUAUAGCAGGGGGUAUAAAGCCAUAACACAUACGUUUUUCGAGCAACAGACUAUGAUCGAUAAUGUCAAAAGCCGCACUGAAGUCUAACAAAACAGCCCCCACAACCUUUUUAUCAUCAAUUUCUCUCAGCCAAUCAUCAGUCAUUUGUGUAAGCGCUGUCCUUGUUGAAUGUCCUUCUCUGUAAGCAUGCUGAAAGUUUGUUGUCAUUUUGUUUACUGUAAAAUAGCAUUGUAUCUGGUCAAACACCAUUUCUUCCAAUAGUUUACUAAGGGUUGGUAACAGGCUGAUUGGCCGGCUAUUUGAGCCAGUAAAGGGGGCUUUAUUAUUCUUAGGUAGAGGAAUGACUUUUGCUUCCCUCCAGGCCUGAGGAGACACACUUUCUAGUAGGCUUAAAUUGAAGAUAUGGCAAAUAGGAGUGGCAAUAUCAUCUGCUAUUAUCCUCAGUAAUUUUCCAUCCAAGUUGUCAGACCCCGGUGGCUUGUCAUUGUUGAUAGACAACAAUUAUUUUUUCACCUCUUCCACACUCACUUUAUGGAAUUCAAAAAUUACUAUUCUUGUCUUUCAUAAUUUGGUCAGAUAUACUUGGAUGUGUAGUGUCAGUGUUUGUUGCUGGCAUGACAUGCCUAUGUUUGCUAAUCUUGCCAAUGAAAAAAUAAUGUAAGUAGUUGGCCAAUAUCAGUGGGUUUUGUGAUGAAUGAGCCAUCUGAUUCAAUGAAUGAUGGAGCUGAGUUUGCCUUUUUUACCAACAUUUCAUUUAAGGUGCUCCAAAGCUUUUUACUAUCAUUCUUUAUGUCAUUUAUCUUUGUUUCAUAGUGUAGUUUCUUCUUUUUUAUUCAGUUUAGUCACAUGAUUUCUCAAUUUGCAAUACGUUUGCCAAUCGGUUGUGCAGCCAGACUUAUUUGCCAUUCCUUUUGCCUCAUCCAUCUCAACCAUACAAUGUUUCAAUUCCUCAUCAAUCCACAGGGAUUUAACAGUUUUGACAGUCAUUUUCUUAAUGGGUGCAUGCUUAUUAGUAACUGGAAUAAGCAAUUUCAUAAAUGUGUCAAGUGCAGCGUCUGUUUGCUCCUCAUUACACACCACGGACCAACAAAUAUCCUUUACAUCAACAGCAUAGAAAUCGCUACAAAAUUUAUUGUAUGACCUCUUAUUCACAAUAUUAGGCCCAGCCUUUGGAAUUUGGUUUUCCUAGAUAUGGCUACUAUAUUGUGAUCACUACAUCCAAUGGAUCUGGAUACUGCUUCAAACAAAUCUCUGCAGCAUUAGUAAAGAUGUGAUCAAUACAUGUUGAUGAUUUAAUUCCUGUACUGUUUGUAACUACCAUAGUAGGUUGAUUGAUAACCUGAACCAGGUUGCAGGCACUAGUUAGUUUGAAGCUUUCUCUUGAGUGGGCAGCCUGAUGAAAGCCAGUCAAUAUUUAAAUCACCCAGAAAGUACCGGGUGCAGAAUCAAUGUGUGGGGGCACUGGCUAGUCGAGGUAAUUGAGGUAAUAGGUACAUGUGGGUAGAGUUAAAGUGACUAUGCGUAGAUAAUAAACAGAGUAGCAGAAGCGUAAAAGAGGGGGUUGGGGUGGGGUGGGAAGGGGUGGGGUGGUGGGGCAAAGCAAAUAGUCUGGGUAGCCAUGAUUAGCUGUUCAGGAGUUUUAUGGCUUGGGGGUAGAAGCUGUUAAGAAGUCUUUUGGACCUAGACUUGACGCUCCAGUACCGCUUGCCGUGCGGUAGCAGAGAGAACAGUCUAUGACUAGGGUGGCUGGAGUCUUUCAUACUUUUUAGGGCCUUCCUCUGACACCGCCUGGUAUAGAGGUCCUGGAUGGCAGGAAGCUUGGCCCCAGUGAUGUACUGGGCCGUACGCACUACCCUCUGUAGUGCCUUGCAGUCGGAGGCCGAGCAGUUGCCAUACCAGGCGGUGAUGCAACCAGUCAGGCACAGGGCCAGAUAUGAUGGGUUUUAAUAACCUUAAUAGUCCUGAAAGACCAGUUAGAACACAGCUAAUUACUUGUCUGUCUAUGUACCUGUAUUCAGUACAUUGGGAAAGUAUUCAGACCCUUUUGUUCCGUUGUUGCCUUAUUGUUUUUUUCUCUCAUCAAUCUACACACAAUAACCCAUAAUGACAAAGCAAAAACAGGAUUUUUGACAUUUUUGCAAAUGUAAAUAUAUAUAUUUAUAUAAAACAUAAGUAAUAAUAUCACAUUUACAUAGGUUUUCAGACACUUUACUCAGAUCUUUGUUGAAGCACCUUUGGCAGCGAUUACAGCCUCGAAUCCUCUUGGGUAUGACGCUACAAGCUUGGCACACCUGUAUUUGGGGAGUUUCUCCCAUUCUUCUCUGCAGAUCCUCUCAAGCUCUGUCAGGUUGGAUGGGGAGCGUCGCUGCACAGCUAUUUUCAGGUCUCUCCAGAGAUGUUCGAUCGGGUUCAAGUCCGAGCUCUGGCUGGGCCACUCAAGGACAAUCAGAUACUUGUCCAGAAGCCACUCCUGCGUUGUCUUGGCUGUGUGCUGAGGGUCGUUGUCGUGUUGGAAGGUGAACCUUCACCCCGGUCUGAGGUCCUGAGCGCUCUGGAGCAGGUUUUCAUCAAGGAUCUCUCUGUACUUUGCUCCGUUCAGCUUUCCCUCGAUCCUGACUAGUCACCUAGUCCCUGCCGCUGAAAAACAUCCCCACAUCAUGAUGCUGCCACCACCAUGCUUCACCGUAGGGAUGAUGCCAGGUUUCCUCCAGACGUGACGCUUGGCAUUCAGGCCAAAGAGUUCAAUCUUGGUUUCAUCAGACCAGAGAAUCUUGUUUCUCAUGGUCUGAUUCCUUUAGGUGCCUUUUGGAAAAUUCCAAGCGGGCUGUCAUGUGCCUUUUACUGAGGAGUGGCUUCCGUCUGGCCACUCUACCAUAAAGGCCUGAUUGGUGGAGUGCUGCAGAGAUGGUUGUCCUUCUGGAAGAUUCUCCCAUCUCCACAGAAAAACAUCAAACUUCUUACAUUUAAGAAUGAUGGAGGCCACUGUGUUCUUGGGGAAUUUCAAUGAUGCAGAAAUGUUUUGGUACCCUUCCCCAGAUCUGUGCCUCGACACAAUCCUGUCUCUGAGCUCUACGGACAAUUCCUUCAACCUCAUGGCUUGGUUUUUGCUCUGACAUGCGCUGUCAACUGUGGGAUCCUAUAUAGACAGGUGUGUGCCUUUCCAAAUCAUGUCCAAUCAAUUGCAUUUCCCACAGGUGGACUCCAAUCAAGUUGUAGAAACAUCUCAAGGAUGAUCAAUGGAAACAGGAAGCACCUGAGCUCAAUUUAGAGUCUCAUAGCAAAGGGGCUUAAUACUUAUGUAAAUAAGGUAUUUCUGUUUUAGUUUUUUUGUAAAUUAGCACAAUGUUCUAAAAACCUGUUUUCACUUUGUCAUUAUUGGGUAUUGUGUGUAGAUUGAUGAAAUUAUUUGAUUUAAUCCAUUUUAGAAUAAGGCUGUAACGUAACAAAAUGUGGAAAAAGUCAAGGGGUCUGAAUACUUUCCGAAUGCACUGUACAUUCUUGUGUUUCCGGGGCGAUUAAAUGUAAGGUGGAGCUGGACUUGGGGACGGAGGACCUGUCUGUCUACCUGUCUCUGAACACCUUUCUCUCUCUCUCUCUCAGGAGCCAUAAAGCGUAAGGUGGAGCUGGACUGGGGGACGGAGGACCUGUCUGUCUACCUGUCUCUGAACACCUUUCUCUCUCUCUCUCAGGAGCCAUAAAGCGUAAGGUGGAGCUGGACUGGGGGACGGAGGACCUGUCUGUCUACCUGUCUCUGAACACCUUUCUCUCUCUCUCUCAGGAGCCAUAAAGCGUAAGGUGGAGCUGGACUGGGGGACGGAGGACCUGUCUGUCUACCUGUCUCUGAACACCUUUCUCUCUCUCUCUCAGGAGCCAUAAAGCGUAAGGUGGAGCUGGACUGGGGGACGGAGGAUGAUGAGUACCUCCAGAAGGUAGAGCUCCACUUGGAGGGUGCUCUCAACGAGGUCCGUUCUGACAUCAUAGUAUACAACGCCGGGACAGACGUCCUGGACGGAGACCCCCUGGGAGGACUGGCUAUCUCACCACAGGUAGUGUUGGUAGAGGAGUUUUUCCAUUCCCUGUAAUGGUAAUCACUAUUUCUUUCUCUCCAGAUCAGCUGACCUCAUUGUUAUGUCUCCACCUCUCCCCCCUGUCCAGAUGGGGAAAGGGUUAGGGUUAGGGGAGGAGUAGUAACAUAGCCCUCAGGGGAAAGGGUGUGGAAUGAUUCUAUCAUAGUAUGACGUUAUGUUUCCUCAUCCUCAUAGCUUUGGGUUGUUAUUGGGCACUAAGAUUAAAGGACAAAGACAAAAUGAUGAAACCGUUUUUUAGAGGCUGUCUUGACUCAAACUGGGGUGUAAAUUCUCCUCUCCUCCAGGGCAUAGUAAGAAGGGAUGAAAUAGUGUUCCGGGCAGCGCGGAGGAGAGGGAUUCCCAUCCUGAUGGUGACGUCUGGUGGAUACCAGAAGAAGACCGCUCGUAUCAUCGCUGACUCCAUCAUCAACCUGCGAUGCCAGGGCCUGAUUGGAGGGGACGAGGAUGGGGAGGUGCCAGAGGAGUGUGCGGGCGGAGUCACCCUCAUGAUGAGCAGCUCUGACUCCUCCCCUUCCUGUGUGUCACCAGGACCAGCCCCCAACACCAUCUGACUGGAACUGAACAUGAGUUGGAUCCUAGGGCCCAGAGCCUCUCCUGGCUCUCUAGUGCACUAGAGGAAAAAUAGUGUGCUCCAGGAAUAGAGUGCCGUUUCAGACUUCCCCCCGAUCUUACUGAUGCCCACUGUGACUGUGGCAGGGGUAGGCAGUGGGACAGGGCUGGUCAGGUAGCCUAGUGGUUAAG